CACAACGGAUAUAACAGAGCAUGCCCUGGAAACUCUCAAGCAGAGUAAGAUAAAAAACGUUAUACUAGUUGGUCGGCGUGGUCCUUUGCAAAUAUCUUUUACUGCAAAAGAGCUUCGAGAGAUGUUUCAGCUACCGAAUACUCGAUUUCAUACCGAUGUUGACUUAUUAAAGGAAGAAUUCUCCAAUCACGCUGGGUACAUAUCAACAAUUCGUUCUCUUAAAAGAUUGACUCAGAUUCUCGAAAAGGGUAUCUACAAUGUUGAGGGCGAUAAGUCUUGGACUCUCAAAUUUUUGCGAAGCCCAACCGCCUUUGUUGCUGACAAUGAUUCUCAAACACAAUUUGUGAAGGCAGCGGAAUUUAGCGUGAAUAGACUCGAGGGGGACGUCCGUUCGGCUGUUGCAGUACCUACUGGAGAAGUAGAGACCAUAGAAACCGGUUUAGUAAUCAAGAGUGUUGGUUAUAGAAGUCUUCCAGUUGAGGGUAUUCCGUUUGAUAAAGACCGUGGCUUGGUUUAUAAUGAGAGAGGGAAAAUCACAGACUCGAAUGGGGAAGAGGUGAGAUUGAAUUGGAAUAGCUCAUUGUUCUGGAAAUUUGUUGAAAUUAAUCCUAUUGCCUUCAAUCGCUUUGUUGACAAGUUACCGGGAAUGUAUGUCGCAGGCUGGCUGAAACGCGGAGCUACGGGCGUAAUAGCAGCGACAAUGUACGACGCGUUUGAAACUGCAGAGGUCAUUAUUUCAGAUCUCCAGUCCAAUAAGCCCAUGUUGAAUGGUGUUGCCAGUAGCAAAAAACCAGGCGCGACAGCAAUACUGCCAUUGCUUGCUCAGAGAGGCAUUAGGACAGUAUCCUACAAGGAUUGGAAGAAGAUAGAGGCUAGAGAAAGCGAGCUUGGGCAACAAAAGGGCAAACCGCGAGAAAAAUUAGCUAAAAUUGAGGAAGUCCUAAAAAUAUUGGACGAAUGA
Paraglomus occultum is the source of this 961-nucleotide messenger RNA. Lineage: Eukaryota; Fungi; Glomeromycota; Glomeromycetes; Paraglomerales; Paraglomeraceae. The record is from the annotation of a GenBank genome assembly.